UUUUUCUCUCCCAGCAUGUUGACGCGUUAGACUUCCUGUUGCUGCCAGAUUUCUGCCCAAGCCUCCUGCGGGCCUGUCACAGGUAGCUUUUGCAUUUCUGGUAGAUGUCUUUAGGGCAACAAGCGCAGGCAGCACCUGGUGCGCCCUGCCCCGUGUGCCAACCAACUCCGUGAACGGCCCAGCACUGGCAGUUACACAGGCGCCCCAGGUGCCCAGCCGGUGGAUUUUGCCAAAAGGAUCCACCUUCUCCUGGAUUAUUCUGCAGGAGGGCAGACCCUCCGGCUUCCGCACGUGGGGAGAACAUGCUGAAGCUGGUGGCCACAGAUGUGUUCAAUUCCAAAAACCUGGCCGUUCAGGCACAGAAGAAGAUCUUGGGUAAGAUGGCGUCCAAGUCCAUUGCCACCACCCUGAUCGACGACACAAGCAGCGAGGUGCUGGACGAGCUGUACAGCGUGACCCGGGAGUACACCCAGAACAAGAAGGAGGCGGAGAAGGUUAUCAAGCACCUCAUCAAGACGGUCAUCAAGCUGGCCAUCCUCCACAGGAACAACCAGUUUAAUUCCGACGAGCUGGCCCUGAUGGAGAAGUUCAAGAAGAAGGUCCACCAGCUGGCCAUGACCGUGGUCAGCUUCCACCAGGUGGAUUACACCUUCGACCGGAACGUGCUGUCCCGGCUGCUGAACGAGUGCCGGGAGCUGCUGCACCAGAUCAUCCAGCGCCACCUCACCGCCAAGUCGCACGGACGGGUUAACCGAGUCUUUGAUCACUUUUCGGAUUGUGACUUUCUGGCUGCCUUGUAUAAUCCUUUUGGCAGUUUUAAGCCCCACUUGCAGAAACUGUGUGAUGGUAUCAACAAAAUGUUGGAUGAAGGGAACAUUUGAGAGUGUGGGUGAAGUAGGUGCCUGAUUAACUUGGAGGUGGAACACUGCUGAUUUAUGAAGGAAAAGAGAAAAAAAAUUUUAAAUGACGCCUAUUUCAGGAAGUCAUUUCCCCGUCCAGCUGUCACACACUGAUAAUGCCUUUAAGAGACUCGCUUCAUUUGGUGGGAAGCUUAUUGCCAAAAACUUUGGUUAGAAGUUUCUUAGUGAGUAAUAGAUUGUGCGAAGGAUGGAUGGUGGGUAGUCGAAGUACAAGCAUUAUACAUCCAGGGAAAACAAUAUGCGAUUCAAAAUCUUCAGGAAAUCUUGGUGGUGCAUUGGAUAUUUCUAACAUGUACAAAGUGGCGUGUUUGGAUUCAUUUUUAUUCCUUUGUGGUAUUUCUUCCCAGAAACCAAGAACUUUCACUGUCAUGGUUCUUCUUCAGAGAGCUCUGUGUUCAAGUCCCCCUUAUCCUUUGGUGAAAGCUUGUGGCCCUGGCUUCCACGGAGUGAGUCUGAGGCCAGCUGAGCCUUGAGAGAAGCCAACACUGCUUGCGUGGAGUCAGUGCUGUGGAAAUGAAGUGUCUUAGACUUGGCAGUCAGGCCCGGAGGAAGCGUGUGCCUCCGGAACCGAGUCCUGCUCAUUUGGUACUGCACAGUGAUUCUGGAAUUCUCAGCCAGGCCGUGACAUGUCUGGACCUCGAAACGCUGACUUAGGGCUUAACUUCCAUGUUAUCUUGAGAAUGUGCUGAUGAAAUCUUCACUUUGAGCUUGUUAGUUUGAACAUGUGAGAGACCAAGGGAAAAAAUCUGCAUUGGUCAAGAAACAUUGGCAUUAAGAAGGAUUUUUUUUUUUUAAAUCUUCAUUUUAGGAAAGAGGUGGUCUCAAGGGCGACGGGGCGGAGGGAUCCUCAGACCAAGAACGUGCGGAUGAAUGCAAUUAGUAUCUAAGAAGGUUUCAUAAAUAAAGAUGUCAUUUUUUAUUUAACCGAUGAGGGGUUUUUUUUGUUAUUAUUUGCUGUUUUUAAUGAGUAAACUAUAUUUUCAUUCCAAAAA
Messenger RNA from Ochotona princeps (American pika), 1912 nucleotides. It is a transcript of the gene TNFAIP8, whose product is annotated as TNF alpha induced protein 8. Bases 303 to 881 code for a protein of 192 amino acids. Gene Ontology annotation, cellular component: cytoplasm. The record is from RefSeq and is a predicted model, not a curated record. The transcript is spliced from 2 exons. NCBI's taxonomy places the organism in Eukaryota, Metazoa, Chordata, Mammalia, Lagomorpha, Ochotonidae. Gene Ontology annotation, molecular function: cysteine-type endopeptidase inhibitor activity involved in apoptotic process. Gene Ontology annotation, biological process: regulation of apoptotic process.